Molecule: messenger RNA, 3982 nt
Organism: Zootoca vivipara (common lizard)
Lineage: Eukaryota; Metazoa; Chordata; Lepidosauria; Squamata; Lacertidae
Source: RefSeq, a predicted model, not a curated record
GGAGCCGGCAGGUGAGGCGCUCCGAGGUGCCGAGAGCUUCGGCGGGGUCCAGGAAAGAGCCGCGGCCGCAUUCAGAGCCCCAGCAUGGCCGGGGGGGCGCCGCCGCGCCGCGGGGCCGGGGCUAUCCGCUUGCCGGGCGCCUUCUCCCCUCGGGCUCCCCUUCUUCCUCCCCCGCGGAGCCCGCCCGCCGCCCGCCCGAAGGGAAGCAGCAGGUAGGGAGCCAAGGAAGGAAGGCGCCGCCUGCCCCGUGACUCCGCCACAUCCCCGCCGUCCCGCCUCUCUCGCUCUCCGCCGGAGGCAACCCCGAAGCUCCGCAGGAGCCGCGCCACCCAGGAUGCGGACGGGCAGCGCCCGCGCAGCGGAGCGGAGCCUGCGCCGGCGAGGACCUCGGGGGGCAGCUGCCCAGGGCCGCCGUCGAUGCCUCCGCCCGUCGCGCGGAACUUCUCCCGGAAGGCCGUGAGGAGGAGAGCCAGGCGGCGCUGGGAUCCCGCUCUCGGCGGCCUCUCUGGAUUGCGACGUGGAGUUGCGCCCGGAGCCUCUUCGCCGCCUUCCUCGCCGUCCCGACAGCGCUGCGGGUGCAGGAAAUCCUGAAGGAGCGCCGAGAGGGAAGGAGUGGUGAGAGAAUGAAGAAGCCAACUGAGCAGGAGAAGCAUGAGGUGGCAGCGCAGCGCUCAGUUUAACGGGCUCUGGCUGAUGGUCCCAUGGGUGCCAUCAGUAUUGGUCCUGACUCUGGGGUGCUGGGGGCUGGCUGCAGCUGUCGCCACGCCACACGAACAGCAUGCCUCCACAGCCUCCUCCAGCCAAGUACCGCUGGACUGGCUGCUCACUGACCGAGGACCAUUUCACCGGGCCCCAGAGUAUGUUGACUUCAUGGAGCGCUUCCGGCAGGGUUUCGCCACCAGGUACAGGAUCUACAGAGAAUUUGCUCGCUGGAAGGUGAAUAAUUUGGCAUUGGAAAGGAAAGAUUUCUUCAGCUUGCCUCUGCCCCUGGCUCCAGAAUUCAUCCGCAACAUUCGCCUUCUGGGGCGACGGCCCAGCCUCCAGCAGAUCACUGAGAACCUGAUUAAAAAAUAUGGCACCCAUUUCCUGCUCUCCGCCACACUUGGAGGUGAAUGCUCCCCUUUCUUCCCAUGGCACCGCCUGCAGCCCUUUUUUGCUUCUGCUGAGAGAGUGCGCUGCGGGUAUGUCACAAGUUUGCUAUGUGCCCAGGAUUUUUUUUUCCUUGGAGGAGCCCCAAAGCAGUACAAUCCAGGUCAAACUUUACCACUUGGUCUUCUACCUUCUUAUAAAGGAGUGGUGACUUUCCAGGUGUUGAGUUUUCCGCUGCUAUCCUUCCUGCUGACAUCCUGUUCUGUCUUGGCAGAGGAACUACAGUCCCUGGUGAAGAAGUUCCCUGUGGACCACUUCUUGAACUUAACAGCCAUCUCCCAGUACUGGGCAAUGGAUCUUGAUAUUCAGCACCGCUAUCAGAAGUUGGGCAGCACUUUGAAGAUUCUCUCCAAGAAGACCCAUCGGAUUGUCCGGCGUCUUUUCAAUCUGGCCAAACGCUGCCACAGGCAACCUCGCUUCAGACUUCCAAAGGAGAGGCCCUUGACCUACUGGUGGAGCCAUGCCCAGUCCCUCCUCUAUUGCAGUGAGACCUCUGUGCCAGGAACGUUUGUGGAAGAAAGCCACAGCUGCACCUGCCCCCAUGACCAGCUCUCCUGCCAGGGGACUAUCCCAUGUGCCUUGGGCGAAGGACCAGGAUGUGCUGCCUGUGCGGAGGACAACGCCACCCAGUGUGGGUCCUGCAACCAUGGCUAUGUGCUCACCCUGGGACUGUGCCGCCCAGAGGUGGCAGAGCCCCUGGAGCACUAUAUAGGUUUGGAGACAGACUUGCAGGAUUUGGAGCUCAAAUACCUUUUGCAGAAGCGGGACAGCCGCAUUGAAGUGCACUCCAUCUUCAUCAGCAAUGACAUGCGCCUGGGGACCUGGUUUGACCCCUCCUGGAGGAAGAGGAUGCUGGUAACCCUUAAGAGCAACAAGUACAAGCCAGGUUUGGUCCACCUCAUGCUGGCCCUCUCCCUCCAGAUCUGUCUCACCAAGAACAGCACCUUGGAGCCAGUCAUGGCCAUCUAUGUCAACCCAUUUGGGGGCAGCCACUCAGAGAGCUGGUUCAUGCCCACCAAUGAAACUGGCUUUCCCGACUGGGAAAGGACUAACGUGGAUGCCUCUGGCCAGUGCCAAAACUGGACCCUCACUUUAGGCAACAAGUGGAAGACCUUCUUUGAGACAGUCCAUGUCUACCUGAGGAGUCGCAUCAAGUCUCUCAACGACAGCUCAAACGAAACCAUCUUUUAUGAGCCUUUGGAGAUGGAUUCUUCCAAGAACUUAGGCUACAUGAGGAUCAAUAGCUUGCAGGUUUUUGGCUAUAGCCUGCCCUUUGAGUCUGAUGCCAUUCGGGACCUUGUCCUUCAGCUGGAUUACCCGUAUACUCAAGGCUCUCAAGACUCUGCUAUAUUGCAACUGAUCGAGAUCAGGGACCGGGUAAACCGCCUCUCUCCGCCUGGGAAAAUCCGCCUUGAUCUUUUCUCUUGCUUGCUCCGGCACAGGCUCAAGCUGGCCAACAACGAGGUAAGUCGCGUCCAGUCCACCCUGCAGGCCUUCAAUGCCAAAUUGCCAAACCCAGUGGAGUAUGAGACUGGUAAAUUGUGCAGCUAGCCUUGGGAGUGGGGCAGGGCUGUCCUUGUAGCUCCCAGAGGGGAGGACUGGGGAAUGAGAAGUCGAGACUUCCAAAGGCCUUACUUUCAUGCCAGACGUGCUCUUCGGCAAGACAGCAAGCUGCCAGCCUGUAAGACUCCAGCAUUUGCAGACUCUGUGGCACCAAACCCGGGAUGUGGCACAAAUCUCUGGCACAACAGCAGCUAAGAAGAGACCAAAUGGCAGGGCUACUGUUGCUGCUGCAAACGUCUUGCUUCGGUUGCUGAGGAGUCUGCAUUGCACCCUCUCUUUUCUUGCAGGCUGCGUUUGUGGAGCAUGCAAGAAAAUGUACAGGCCCGCGAAGAAACCAGGAGAUGGAGACAUUGAAGGGAGAAGGAGAGAGACAUGACUGAGGGCUAAACUUGUGGGAAUGGCACUAAAGACUUGGCCUUUUGUGAUCUGGUCAGUAGCCCUUAAACACACAGAGAGAGGAGCAGCAAAAGGAUUGAACGAGGAUUCUGCCGAGUGCUUCAAAAAACACCCACUUAGGAGAACCGUUCUUUGGCCCUUGCCUCCCUUGGCGCAGUUUACUUUUGUAUUGUUUUUAUGGGUGUUUCUAACAGCGUCAUCACCUUUACAUUCUCCGCAUUACUUUCUAAAGCUGCCACUCUAAGCACACUUUCUUGGACAUCGGUGGAAGUCAGUUUCUCACACCAGUGAAACCUGCUUCUCUUAAAGGAAUGAGUUUAAGAACACAGUGCUGCCCAACCACCACCUUGGAUCCACCAUUUUGUUUUGUUCCCUGAUCCACCCCUUUGGGGUGAGAUCUUUUCAGUAACUGGUGAGCGGUAGCGUUUGGCACAUGAAAAGUGUGCCUAUAUUGCCCCUUUCUCUCAAGCAUCCCCAGGGAACAUGUCACCCUCUUCUGUUCCAUUCACAUCACAUGGUCCUGUCACACAAAGCUAAUUUCACCGGGGGGGGCACUUUUGAAGAGUGUUCCCAGUGGCACACAGCAGUUUUUAAAUGGGUAUUCAGAGCCCAAUGGAUGAUUGGCCUUUCAAGCAUUUAUUUAUUAUGUAUUGGUUUUAACUGAUUGGCUUUAAAAAAAGUAUUUCUGCUUUUGCAUUUUUUAAAUUUGGAGUGGGAUUUUCUUUUUCAGUUGACUCCUCCAGCUGAGUUACGCAUCUAAUCCAAAUGUUUGUUUUAAUAUAUUUUGUAAGGGGUGGGAUGAGGGAGAAAUUGUUAUGUUUUGGUUUGGUUUGGUUUUUUUGGAGGGGGAAAAGGGAAAGCAGUAAACAAAUCA